Trichoderma aggressivum f. europaeum is the source of this 879-nucleotide messenger RNA. RefSeq lists its product as uncharacterized. The record is from RefSeq and is a predicted model, not a curated record. NCBI's taxonomy places the organism in Eukaryota, Fungi, Ascomycota, Sordariomycetes, Hypocreales, Hypocreaceae. Bases 1 to 879 code for a protein of 292 amino acids. The transcript is spliced from 5 exons.
AUGCAUUCGAAAGAACCCGAAUUCUCAGAGAACGACAUACCAGAUCUGAGUGGCUACGUCGCGAUUGUUACCGGAGGUAAUUCCGGUAUUGGAUAUGAGACAGCCAACCAACUCGCGCUUCACAAUGCGCGUGUCUAUAUCGCAAGCCGGUCUCAAGAGCGAGUGAGCCAGGCCAUCGGUCAAAUGUCACAGGCAACCCAGGGAAAGACACUUGACCUGCAUUUUCUUCAAAUAGAUCUACAGGAUCUAAAGUCGGUCAAGGCAGCUGCCGACCGUUUCAUGACGCUGGAAACCCGCUUGGAUAUCUUGAUCAACAAUGCCGGUGUCAUGACUGUCCCCUUUAAGCUCACCGCUGAUGGGCUCGAGACGCAGUGGCAGGUCAACUACGUUUCGCCUCACGAUUUCACCAGCAGUCUCAUGCCUCUUUUGUUAUCAACUGCGUCGGCUCUAGGUACUAAGGAUCGGGUUCGAGUCGUUAAUCUAUCCAGCGAUGCAUCCUUUUUCGGCCCCGACAAAGUGCAGUGGGACGACGUCAAUAUGACUUCAACCAAGGGAGUAAUGGAGCUGUGUUCGCAAGGUGUUACUGCGUACUCUGUUCAUCCAGGCAUCGUCAAAUCGAAUCUGCAAGGACACGACCCGACCAUUAUGGGAAAGGUGGUGCGGGUGGCGAUGAAGCUCGGAGCUGGUGACACGCCCCUUCAUGGAGCACUCAACUCGCUGUAUUGUGCCACGAGCCCCAGCGCCCCGUUUCAAGGGCAGGGGAAGUUCAUGACGCCUGUUGGCAAGCUAGAUUCAAGUGCGGACAAAUGGAUUAGGGACAGAGAGGGGAAUUCACGAUUGUGGGAGCUGGGAGAGAGUCAAUUGAAACGCAUACAGUAA